Notechis scutatus (mainland tiger snake) is the source of this 349-nucleotide messenger RNA. NCBI's taxonomy places the organism in Eukaryota, Metazoa, Chordata, Lepidosauria, Squamata, Elapidae. The record is from RefSeq and is a predicted model, not a curated record.
CAAUGUCUGCUUUCUUUCAGAUCUUGAAUUAAUUCCAGCAUGGCAGAGUAUGGGAUCUCUCUCGGUGAACAAGUGGCUGUGGUUUGCGAUAGUUACGCCUCUCCCGAGGCACUUCAGAAAUUUGUCCAGGACGUUCAAGCAAUUAUUGGAGCUGAAAAUCAGGUUUCUGUAGAAAACGUCAAUCAACUGCUUUAUUCCUCCCACAAAGAGUCCAGCUUUGAUGUGGUUCUUUCAGGACUGGUUCCUGGCAGCCUAACACAGCACAGUGCAGAGCUUCUUGCUGAAAUAGCUCGGAUUGUCAAGCCUGGAGGCCGUGUCCUUUUGAAAGAAGCAGUGACCACCGAAACAG